AUGGCGAUCGAUCUUGAUUCCGACCGAGAAGCAUUGAUAGAUAGAGAGGGCACAGCGUCUAACCACGCUCACGAGUCUGUUUUCACGUAUCCAAAGCGGAGUAUACUGUACAAACGAAUCCCCCGAUUCAUCGGCACUGUCACUUUCUUAUCUUUGGUCGUUGUGACUCUCAAAUUCUAUGCAGAUGCGGGCAACAUAUCGGAUCGCAGGAAGACGGGCUUCAAUGUCAUCAUCACGAUCUUAAGUUUGUUUCUGGGUCUCAACUUUUUCGAAGUGUUCAAGGACAUGGCCAGAAUCUAUCGCUGGAGAGUCUUGACCAAGAUAUCCUUCAACCUCCGAGAGUUUGUCCUCAUACUAGACGGAGAAAACCUAAUGAACCUUCUGCGCCUCAUGCGGGAGUCACGGACAAGGCCCUUUAUAGUCUUCGCCUGCUUAGCAUGGAUCGCACUAAAUCUCCUGGCUCAAGGCUCCAUUGCCUUAAUCAACCUCACCUACGACGUGGAUGGCGGCAACGAUGCCACCGGUACGAUCUUCAGACCAGGUAUGGUUUUAGUGCCGAAGCUGGACUGUUACUACAACUACGAAGACCUCUGCCCCAUAUUUGAGGAGGCACCUCAGGUUUUAGCCCAUUCAUUCGGCGAAGCUAUCACUAGCCAACCUUCUUGCAACUACACAAGUACGGCCAGCAUCUUGGAUUAUACACGGGAGUGCUACUAUUUCCGUCGUCAUGAUCGGCAAGAGUAUGCUUUCCGCUAUUCUGAACACAAUCCUAAUGAUAAAGCGCGGGCGUACCCGUAUCUCACAGACAGGAUUAUCACAGCCUCGCCAGGAGGUUGUCGUGAACUCAACAUCACGAAAACUUCCAGAGUCGAUGACCCUGAUGGCAGGGGGGCAGUCACGAGAUUCGAACUUUCCAAUAGCCCUUACAGCUCCAACAUCACUGUAAACAAUGCACACCUCGCGCAUGAUGCCACUACUUACAUAUAUCAAGGCUUUAAAAUUCCCCAGCAUGCUACAAUAUUCGACUGCGGUGACCGAUGCAUGGUCAUAUAUGCUCUGCGGCAGCGGGGCGGAGUCAGGAAAGAGCCUGAUCGAGUAUUUGAAUGUACCAUUACCAUAAGUAGUGUGACUAACGUCAGCGAUCCCGUUUUUCUAGAGCACCAUGUUCCCGAUGAUAUCGCGCGCUUGGCAGCCGCCAGUAUAGCGUUACAGGGACGGUAUCAGAAUCCCUUUAGGGAUGAAACGAAAAGGUGGUGGCAAUCUCAAUUAUACCCAUGGGCCUCGAAGUGGGAAACGGACGGGCUCUCUGCUCAAGAAAUAGGUGGUCUCAUCUCCGAAUUCGCUAUCGGCUCCCUCGCUACUAUGGCUCACCUCAACCCGACCACAACCAUGCCUGGCACCUUGCCGAUUUUGGCCUCUCGGGUCAGAGUCACCUGGUGGGGCAUCAUUAGUCUCGCUGUAUGUAUCGCUUCCACACAUGCCUUGCUAGUCUUGGUGAUGCUCUGGGUGUCGAAGGCGGUUAUUGUCCCAGAUGACGGCAGCCUGGUUAUUGACAUGUUAUUGAAGAGCGCGGCAGGACGACUGGGUGCUAGUAGGAGUUUGGGGGGCGGGGAAAGGAUCGCACUGGCUAUUCAUGGGGGCCGAGAGGGCGAGAGUAAGGAAACAAUCGAGCUGGCGGUUAUUCCAAACAAGGGAGCUCACAGCAGCAGAGAGGAAUCCUCCCAAGCAACUCGCCCAAGGGAGGCUGACCCUAGUCGGAGAGUAGCGUAUCGGAUCGUGCGUGACGAGGCAGGCAUAUUUGAUUGUGAGAUAGACGAGAGUUUAUCAGGAAGAGACAGCCACGGAGGGCAGGAGUCUGCCUGA
Molecule: messenger RNA, 1863 nt
Organism: Endocarpon pusillum Z07020
Lineage: Eukaryota; Fungi; Ascomycota; Eurotiomycetes; Verrucariales; Verrucariaceae
Exons: 2
Coding region: 1-1863 (620 amino acids)
Source: RefSeq, a predicted model, not a curated record